AUUUGGUCUUCAUAUGCGCGAACUAGUGUCACGUGGAGCAAGAAGUCGGCGCGAAAGCCAAAGGUGUAGGGGCGCAUAAGGUGUACGACUCAUCUCAGGCAUCUUGAUACAAUGGCGUCCGAUAAAAUUAAAGUAAAGGAGCUGGAUAAGCGGGCCUCAGGCCAGGCCUUUGAGGUUAUCCUGGCUGAUCCUGCCCCUGAGGUGAAACCAGACUUCCCCCUUUCUCCUCAAAAGAAAAAAGAUUGGUCACUGGAUGAAAUCAAGAAGAAACUGGAAGCAGCUGAGGAAAGACGUAGGUCCCAUGAAGCUGAAGUUCUGAAGCACUUGGCUGAAAAGCAUGAGCAUGCAAAAGAGGUGCUCCAAAAGGCUCUGGAGGAGAACAACAAUUUCAGCAAGAUGGCGGAGGAGAAACUUAACCAGAAGAUGGAGGCCACUAAAGAGAACCGUACGGCGAUAAUGGCAGCCAUGAAUGAGAAGUUCAAAGAAAAGGAUAAGAAGCUGGAAGAAGUCCGUAAGAACAAGGAGAACAAGGAGGCAGUGAUUUGACCUUUUCACCCAGGAUUUUUUCUUUUAAAAAACAAAAA
Clarias gariepinus (North African catfish) is the source of this 584-nucleotide messenger RNA. It is a transcript of the gene stmn1a, whose product is annotated as stathmin 1a. Gene Ontology annotation, molecular function: tubulin binding. Gene Ontology annotation, cellular component: neuron projection; cytoplasm. Gene Ontology annotation, biological process: neuron projection development; regulation of microtubule polymerization or depolymerization; microtubule depolymerization. The record is from RefSeq and is a predicted model, not a curated record. Lineage: Eukaryota; Metazoa; Chordata; Actinopteri; Siluriformes; Clariidae. The coding region runs from base 112 to 546 and encodes 144 amino acids. The transcript is spliced from 5 exons.